Cordyceps fumosorosea ARSEF 2679 is the source of this 192-nucleotide messenger RNA. RefSeq lists its product as hypothetical. NCBI's taxonomy places the organism in Eukaryota, Fungi, Ascomycota, Sordariomycetes, Hypocreales, Cordycipitaceae. The transcript has 2 exons. The record is from RefSeq and is a predicted model, not a curated record. The coding region runs from base 1 to 192 and encodes 63 amino acids.
AUGGCUCAAGAUUCACCAGAUCUUUCCUGCAGGGUCUCUGCGCUAGGUAUCUGCUCCAGCGCCACCAUCGCGCUGUACUACACUCACAGCUGCGCCGACUUUGACGACGUAUCGGGGCCGGGCACUGCCGAGCAGCUGUCCAUGCAAAAGAGUGACGAAAAGGGCGUUGUGGUAGAUCCCUUUGUAGCGUAG